AUGAUGCCUGUCUCUCUGUUCCUUUAGUAUCAGGUGGGGCAGCUGUACUCUGUGGCUGAGGCCAGUAAAAAUGAGACAGGUGGUGGUGAAGGUGUGGAGGUCCUGGUGAACGAACCGUAUGAGAAGGAUGGUGAGAAAGGCCAGUACACACACAAGAUCUACCACCUACAGAGCAAAGUACCUACUUUUGUUCGCAUGCUGGCCCCAGAGGGAGCCCUGAAUAUACACGAGAAAGCAUGGAAUGCCUACCCAUACUGCAGAACUGUUAUUACAAAUGAGUACAUGAAAGAAGACUUUCUGAUUAAAAUUGAAACCUGGCACAAACCAGAUCUUGGCACCCAAGAGAAUGUGCAUAAACUGGAGCCUGAGGCAUGGAAACAUGUGGAGGCCAUAUACAUAGACAUUGCAGAUCGAAGCCAAGUACUUAGCAAGGAUUACAAGGCAGAAGAAGACCCAGCAAAAUUCAAAUCUAUGAAAACAGGGCGAGGACCCUUGGGCCCAAAUUGGAAGCAAGAACUUGUAAAUCAGAAAGACUGCCCAUAUAUGUGCGCAUACAAACUGGUUACUGUCAAGUUCAAGUGGUGGGGCCUGCAGAACAAAGUGGAAAACUUUAUACAUAAGCAAGAGAAACGUCUGUUUACAAACUUCCACAGGCAGCUGUUCUGUUGGCUUGAUAAGUGGGUUGACCUGACGAUGGAUGACAUUCGAAGGAUGGAAGAAGAGACGAAGAGGCAGCUGGACGAAAUGAGACAAAAGGACCCAGUGAAAGGAAUGACAGCAGAUGACUAAACUCACUCCUCCCCCUUCUGCACUUUUUGCAAGACAGUGGUCAACAGGAAGGCCCAGCAGCUCCACCCUCCUGAGUGACAGGCCAUCUUCGGACGCAGCCUUUCUGUGCCCAUUCUUCAGGCAACUUCCGAUCCAUCCCUUACUGUAGCUAAUUCUAGAUGCCCUUUAAUAUUGUGAACAAAUAGACCGUCUGGUAUUACAAAGCCUGUGUGCUCGGGAGCCUGCUCCUCUGAGAAACGUGGCGGGUAGGUUGCUGUAUUAACAGCUCCUCCCUCUCUCUCCAUUGUAUUCUGACCCAUUUCUGUGUGUGCCCCCAACCUUUAUUUCCAAGUGACAUUUUUAGUCUUUCAAAAUAGCUGCCUUUUUGUGAUGUGGUGAUUUAAGUUCACUUGUUUUCAACCUUGGGAUAAAUUGAGGUAUUUUGCUUCCUGGGCAGACCUUUGCAAUUUUGAGUGCUCACUUGGGGAGAGAGAAUGGGUUAAAAAUACAGUUGUUCUUCUCCUAGUUCCACACAAUAGGAAUGUGGCUUCUUAACUCUGAUCUCUGCUCUGAAGUACCAAGAAGCUAUCCACGGCCCAGCCAGUUGCUGCUUAAGGAAAUUUAGCAAAUUGAUUAAUUAACUCCUGCACCAGUCAUUGCAUCUCUGGUCACUAUUCUUAGAAACAACUGUGGCUUCUCUGCUCUCCUGCUGUUCACUCUCUGAAUCUGUCCAUAGAACCUAAAAGACACUUUAGUCACCUCUUUUACCUGGAGGGAACUGUCCAAUGUGGCCCUUAGAAUCAAGUAUGCCCUAUAGAUAGCAAUCUGUUUGACCCCAGAGGAACUUGUAUGUUCAUGCUCCUCUUCCCUUUUGGGCCGGUGCUGCCACUCAGCAAUAAUCUUCUUUUUUUCCUGUACUUUCUUAGAUUCCUGUCCUCUGUCUAUGAGGCUGGUUAGGAUGCAAGAGUCUGGAUCUUUUCAUGCUGCACAAACUGAGCAUGCAAAAAGCGUUUUUUUCCCCUGUAGAACAUGUACCCUCUUGUCUCCAAUCACCGGAAAAGAAUUUGCAGAUCAAGAACUCAGUUCAUCCUGCCCCCAUGCUGAGUUCUAUCCUGGACAAUCAAAAGCAAGUAGUGAUGGUAGUAUAGUAGAGUAUACUGUACCAAUGUAGGCUGUGAAGAAGUCCAAUCUCCAGGGGAGUAGAAACUGUUGAGUGCUCCCUAGUUCCUACAAAACUUGGCAGAACCUGAGUAUGCCGAAGAAUCUUAGAUAGCUGUAGUGUCACUAAUAUUUCCCAAACCUUAUGAAAUAAGUUGGCUUGAGUGUUCAGUGAUUCAAGCCCAUGCUAGCCAGGUACCUCUGCUAAUAAGAGGGACCAAAUCUCUGUUGGAAGAAUAACAACUAGGAUCGGUUAAUUUAUCCUUGUUUUGGUUGUUUUGUGGUUUUUUUUUUGUCAGUUUGUUUGCCUUAUUCGUUUCUAAGUGCAAUAAGGGAGUGUCUCAGAGAACUGCACCGGAGACAUCCUGAUUGGAUGGCUCCCUAGGGCAAGGGUGGACAGAUUUAAGCCCCUCAGAAUCGUUAGCUCUGACCUUCAUUGAGGUCCCUUUGGGACCAGGAGAUGUCCAUUACAGACACCUUCCUUUGUAUUAGGCUCCUCACCUUGUAGGGUCUACACUGGACUUGGGGCAUUUCACCUGCUGAUAGCAUAAAUACUGGACUGGGAAAGUUGGAGAAGAGGCAUUCCUACUGGAGAAAUAUGUAAAUAUUUUCCUACAAGCUCUGUAUUACCUAUUAAUUAUAUUUGUGCUUAAAGAUUUUACUUCUUCAUUCAUCAACUAGAUAAAUUCCAGAAAUGAGGUAUGUUGGAAGAAAUUGAUACUCUAGGCAGACAGUUGUUUAAUGUGGUAUGAGGGCCACCAAUGUUCAUCUCCUUCCGUUAGCUAUUCUUUGAAACCCAUACAUAUCACUAUAUCCAUACAUAUUGACUAUCAUGGGGGCUUGCUUUGUAUCUGCCUUUUUCUCUCGCUCUUCCUGCCUCUACCUAUUGCCCACAUUUGAAAGCAUCCAAGUGAACUGAACUAGACUUACUGAGAUCAGCCUGGAUCUGGAGCUCCUGGCCACGUAAACAUAAAGGAAGGACAUCUCUGCUCUAUUCUAUCUCCAUGGAUGAUGUUGCUGCUGGACAAAAAUGUUGGCUUCUUUUAAGUACCUUCUCCCCUCUUCACCCACCCCCAACUGAUGAGCACUCAGAGGGACUUAUGAUCAAAGGCUCAGCUCCAGGGAUAAUACCUGAGGGUGUGCCAUGCCCCUUCAGACCAGCUGCUUCCAUUAGAUUUCCAGGGUCUUAAUUCCAACUCAAAGCAGCAGUGCUUCACAAGAAGGCCGCUGGGCUCUGGCAUUCUCACGGAGAGAGACCGGGGACAGGGUCAGUAUUGUGGGCACAUAUCUAUCUUUCCAAGUUUUCCUUUUACAGUCCCUACUGGGACUCCCUGACUUAUUUUUGGUUGGUUCCUAGUGCUACUUCUUUUACAAACUACACUUUGUAGAACUGAUUAGAUUACCUUGUUUAUUUAAUGUGAGUUUGUGCCUUUUUGUCUCAAUCUUCCAAUACAGGUAUAUUGGGGGAAAAAGCAGUCUAAUAAAAUCCUAGACAGAGA
Dipodomys ordii (Ord's kangaroo rat) is the source of this 3425-nucleotide messenger RNA. RefSeq names its product phosphatidylinositol transfer protein, alpha (gene Pitpna). Gene Ontology annotation, molecular function: phosphatidylinositol binding; phosphatidylcholine binding; phosphatidylinositol transfer activity. Gene Ontology annotation, cellular component: cytoplasm. The record is from RefSeq and is a predicted model, not a curated record. NCBI's taxonomy places the organism in Eukaryota, Metazoa, Chordata, Mammalia, Rodentia, Heteromyidae. Gene Ontology annotation, biological process: phospholipid transport. The transcript has 10 exons.